AUGACAAUGUUUGCCAAAAUAAUAGCUAAAUUAUUGGUUAUUGCAGUGAUAACAGUGUUAUUGGUGUCGGACAUCAUAAGUUGUAGUUCAGUGUGUGAAUCGGUGGCACCCAAUGGCAUAUAUCGGGGCUCACGUAUGUACAAACUGUGGUCGAUUGUACAAAAAGAUGGUAAAGAAUUGUAUCCAAUUUAUAAAUUGGUAUUAUAUACCAGAGUUAGUAACACUACAACACAUGAGUGGCAAUUGAUGUUUAAUGAGUUGGAUAUAUCUAUUAAUGAGUCGACAUUCAAAUCAAUUGACAAACCGAUUGUCAAUAGGUUUGGUGGUAUAUUUGCAUUUUCAGUCAAUAGUAUUACACAUCAGGAUCCCUAUGAUUGUAUCACCAGUUUUAAGUAUACCAAUGAUGAUAAUAACGAUAUAUUAGAGACAAAAUGUGAAAUGACUGUCCAUUCAUCGGAGUUUCAACAAAAUUAUAGCAUUCAAUAUCCGUCAAACGCUAUCAUAUUUAGACCAAAAAUUGUCAAAUUCAUUGAUGUUUUCAAUUAUCAUAUGAUUUAUGAUAACAAAUGCAUUAAACUGUUUAAAGUCCAAACGGUUGGGUUUAAGAUUUUAUUAGUAGAAAUGGGAUGUAAUAUUUGUAAUCAAAUCCAAUGCAAAGCACAAAAAUUUUUGGAUCAACUUAGCAAUGAAUUAUAA
Oppia nitens is the source of this 696-nucleotide messenger RNA. RefSeq lists its product as uncharacterized. The transcript has 3 exons. NCBI's taxonomy places the organism in Eukaryota, Metazoa, Arthropoda, Arachnida, Sarcoptiformes, Oppiidae. The record is from RefSeq and is a predicted model, not a curated record. Bases 1 to 696 code for a protein of 231 amino acids.